CAGAAAUGUUUCAUUUAAUCAUAUCCAAUCGCGUUUGCCAUUCAAAUAAAUCUCAAAAUAUAUAAAAACAAAUUUUUUACAUUACAGUGAAGUUUUUGAUAAGCCAUGUUCGAUACAACUAAAUACUUUCCGCGUUCAGUUGAUUCCGAGCAUCCGUCCCAGUCGGAGCACAAUGAGUCCUUGUCACUGGAUCAUGUCGUCACCUACGAUAUGGUCCAUAACCCGGAGGGAAGAUCACCUGAUCACAGUGUCAUCGAAAUGACAUCGGAAGCUGACCGGCAUAUAGGACACGAUGUCACUUCAUCUCCCCAAUUGAUGAUUAUAUUUGAAGAAGGCGACAUCAACAGUGCACUGCACUUUAUUAUUGAGUCGGUUCAUAAUCCCUUUGCCUCGAAUGCGGUGGCCAUGGUUCUGGUUGAAGAGAAAAUUCGCGGGGAGAUCGUCGAGCGAAUCCUGUCUAAGCUACAUCCUCUUAGUAAGUUUGUGGCCGAACAUCCUAGCUAUCUGGCAGCACUGGAGAAAUGCCACACCUCCAACUUUAACAUAAUAAGGGCCUGCAUUUCGGAGGUUGCCCCACCAAUGGCUUCACCCAUUUUUGUGUGUGACUGUACGCACGAUAAGCUGGGAAGUUACCCAACUGGAGUAGUAACAUUUCACACAUUCCGCAAUAACCAGGAGGCCAUUGCCAUAAGUCAGUGCGAAUCGUUGGCCUUCGCAUCCGUCUCCAUUUGGAACGAAACGCUAACUGGAUGCUACGAUCUCGUGGCGGCCCUCAGCUCGUCCUAUUUUUUUCUAAACUGCGCCAACGUUGACUUGUCGCCAAUUUUAAAGCCACACAAGGCCCAGAAAAAUUACGUGGUAGUUGAAAACGGCUUUCACUUCGAAACCCUACGUAUCUAUGACAAUUUCAAAGCCAUUGUAUUUCCCAUUGGCGGACAAAUAUUGCCAGACAUCGAGGAUCACAAGGAGGAGCACGCAGCUAUCUUCUUUUUGGAAGCUUAGUAUUGGAAUGACUUCCACGACUUCCCCUUUCAUCCGAUUUCGCAAAAGUGCUUGGCAGAUUCAAAAUUUAAAGUUAUUUUGGGUGUUUUUAUGGUUAUUAACGUUCAUGAUGCGUGCCAAUAUACAAUUGCGCUUGCGAGUGCAGUCCCUCCUUCCCUCACCCUUCCACGUUGCACUGAAAACGGGACAAACAUGCACGCAUCAAAAUCAGACUUGUAAUCCAAGUGCAAGUUCCGAAUCCAAAAAUCCAUCCAUCGCUUGCAGAACAUCCUUCACCGAGGCUCCUCGCUCCCCUGCCCUCGUCCUGCCAGGAUAGCAAGCAAGUAAGCAGGAAAGCAAGAAAGCAAGCAGGAAAGCAAGAAACCAAGCUGGCAUCCAGCAAGCUCGCAAGUCGGGAGGCGGGAGGAGUUGGAAAUUCGCUCGCCUGGUGUCACGUAGAAUAGACAUACAGACAUGCAAGUGACAGACAGAUGGAGAGACACUGUGACACGACACAUUGACUGACAGCUGCAGGGAUGCCAGUGGGCGUGGGCGUGGGCGUGGGCGGUUGCGUUGCCAAUGGGGCGUGGCAGGUCUAAGAGGCUGCCACUGGGGUUGCAAGGAUUUUGUGCAAGAAGUGGCGUGUGCAAACAAAACCGAAAGACAAAAGCAUUGAUGGACAUGCACGGGGCUGCAGGAGAGCAGAAUGAAUUCCAUCUUCCAUCGCCGGUCAAUGGAACAGUUUCCUUAGUCAGCAUCUCCGUGGGGCAUUUAAUUUCAAAAGGAUUGUUCGACGACUGCAAGUUAAAGAGGGGAAAUGUUCAGGGAUCUGAGAACAUACUCGCUAUCAAUUCCUUUAAGGUCUUUUACGUUUUCCUCGUAUCGUGAUAGUAAGAAAAAAGUCCCCGAAAUUUGUUAGAUUUCCGAUCCCGACAUUUGCGAAUC
This is a messenger RNA of Drosophila melanogaster (fruit fly), 1926 nucleotides long. RefSeq lists its product as uncharacterized. The transcript is spliced from 2 exons. NCBI's taxonomy places the organism in Eukaryota, Metazoa, Arthropoda, Insecta, Diptera, Drosophilidae. Bases 106 to 1002 code for a protein of 298 amino acids. The record is from RefSeq and is marked reviewed.